AUGUUGAGCAAAGAAAGCGUUGUGUCUGUACUUCAGUCCGAUGGCGGCCGAGUGAGCAAAGCCAAUCUUGUGGCUCGCUUUCAAAGCGCGCUGGAGUGUCACGACCACGACGAGAGGGCUCGCAACAGGGAACUCUUCAAAAACCUCGUCAACAGCGUCGCUUACGUCAAACGAGGCGAUGACGGUGUCCAGUACGUACUGCUUAAGAAAGCGUACCUUAUUGGAAAACAACAAGAUGGACAGUCCGGGACUUUGAGCAGUGCCGAGAGGGAAGAGAAAGACAAGAAGGGUCAGGAAGGAGCACCUGAGAACUUUAAGGACUCAAGGAAUUCUUCUGGACUGGAGCAGGAAGGUUAUGUGGAGCACGAUUCACCUGAAACCGUUGCGAGUGCAUCGAAACAUUCUGGACAGGAAGAGGAAGGUCAGCAGAAGGAUUCCAAAAGUUGGACUGCAAAGGAAGAAGACGACAGCUCGCUGGUGACACUUCCACUCAAGACUGCGGAGCCCUCAAAGAGUCGAUCCGAAGAGGAAUCCACUGAACAUCUAUCUCCUUUCGAGCUAGCGUUGCAGAGGAGCAAAUAUUCUGAUAUGAGAAUUAAGCAGCCAUUGAAGGUAGAGGGGGCUACCAAACCGUACGCCUUGCCUCUGAGGAUGCCCCCCACGAGCAAGGUGGAGUUCAAACCAAAAGUGGACCCGGACGAGCCCCUUAAACUCGAUUCCGUCCGAAGCAAGGUGAAGACCUCUAAAGAGUCCAACGAGUCCAGAACCCCCUCGGCGGUUCCGCUUGAGCAUUCGGAGCACGAGUGGUUGGUCAAGUGCGCCUCGGGCCAAUGGAGCCAGGUCUACGGGCUCCUCCUGAAGGACCGUCAUCUGGCCAGCAAGCGGGACUUCAUGUCGGGCUUCACCGCCCUGCAUUGGGCGGCCAAGUGCGGCAAUAGCGACAUGCUGGUGAAGAUCCUGGACGCGUCGCAGACACCCGGCACGGGCGUGGACGUCAACGCCCGGAGCAACGGAGGCUACACGGCUUUGCACGUGGCCGCCCUGCACCGGCAGGACUACGUGGCAGCCAUGCUAGUGGGUGAGUACGGUGCCAACGUGAAGGUCCGCGAUAACUGUGGCAAGAGGGCGUACCAUUACCUACACCGGGACACGGCGCAGAGCGUCAAGGAGAUGCUGGGAGCGCCCAAAUUUGAGCAAUCUUCUAACUGGCCAGAAGGGGUCGAGAUCUUGCCGGAACUGUCCAAAAAGAAUUCCAUAAGCCGCAUCUUCCAGCCGCAUCUGUCGGCGCAAAGGAGGAAGCACAAGUCGAGGACGGCCUUCUUGUCUCUGGAUGAAGAGCCCGAGGAUCAACGACGCGAUUCAGCGUUCAGGCAACGACGCACUUCAGAUGCUUUUGCGUAG
This is a messenger RNA of Nerophis lumbriciformis (worm pipefish), 1401 nucleotides long. The record is from RefSeq and is a predicted model, not a curated record. NCBI's taxonomy places the organism in Eukaryota, Metazoa, Chordata, Actinopteri, Syngnathiformes, Syngnathidae.